GGCUGUAGCGAAGUGGCCUGUGUUUGAGGCCGGUGUGAGAACGCUCACUGUACCCCUAACCCUCGUCCCCAAGGACCUCGGUUUGUGCGUGCGUAUGUGCGGGGUUCCCGGUGGGGCGGGUGCCCAGUAAGUGCUCGGAGUCGCAGGGAAAGCGCCCACGGGGACGUGAUUAGUUAUUUUUUUCCUGUAUGAAGCGGUUGGCACCACUGAAGUGACCGAAUGAGAGACUCUACAGGGGCAGGUAAUUCACUGGUCCACAAGAGGUCUCCUUUACGUCGAAACCAAAAGACCCCAACAUCCUUGACCAAGCUGUCUUUACAGGAUGGACAUAAAGCCAAAAAGCCAGCAUGUAAAUUUGAAGAGGGUCAGGAUGUCCUAGCUAGAUGGUCAGAUGGCUUGUUUUAUCUUGGAACUAUCAAAAAGAUAAACAUAUUGAAACAGAGCUGCUUCAUCAUAUUUGAAGACAGUUCUAAAUCCUGGGUUCUCUGGAAGGACAUUCAAACAGGAGCCACUGGAAGUGGGGAAAUGGUCUGUACAAUAUGUCAAGAAGAGUAUUCAGAAGCUCCUAAUGAAAUGGUUAUAUGUGAUAAGUGUGGCCAAGGGUAUCAUCAAUUGUGUCAUACACCUCACAUUGAUUCCAGUGUGAUUGAUUCAGAUGAAAAAUGGCUCUGUCGACAGUGUGUUUUUGCAACAACAACAAAGAGGGGUGGUGCACUUAAGAAAGGACCAAAUGCCAAAGCAUUGCAAGUCAUGAAGCAGACAUUACCCUAUAGCGUGGCAGACCUUGAAUGGGACGCAGGUCAUAAAACCAAUGUUCAGCAGUGUUACUGCUAUUGUGGAGGCCCUGGAGACUGGUAUUUAAAGAUGCUACAGUGCUGCAAAUGUAAGCAGUGGUUUCAUGAAGCUUGUGUGCAAUGCCUUCAAAAGCCAAUGCUAUUUGGAGAUAGAUUUUAUACAUUUAUUUGCUCUGUCUGCAGUUCUGGACCAGAAUACCUCAAACGUCUACCAUUACAGUGGGUAGAUAUAGCACACCUUUGCCUUUACAACCUAAGUGUUAUUCACAAGAAGAAAUAUUUUGAUUCUGAACUUGAGCUAAUGACAUAUAUUAAUGAAAACUGGGAUAGAUUGCACCCUGGAGAGCUGGCAGACACACCAAAAUCUGAAAGAUAUGAGCAUGUUCUGGAGGCAUUAAAUGAUUACAAGACCAUGUUUAUGUCUGGGAAAGAAAUAAAGAAGAAGAAGCAUUUGUUUGGGUUGCGAAUUCGUGUUCCUCCUGUGCCACCAAAUGUGGCUUUCAAAGCAGAGAAAGAACCUGAAGGAACAUCCCAUGAAUUUAAAAUUAAAGGCAGAAAGGCAUCCAAACCUAUAUCUGAUCCAAGAGAAAUAAGCAAUGGAAUAGAAAAAAAAGGAAAGAAAAAAUCUGUAGGUCGUCCUCCUGGCCCAUAUACGAGAAAAAUGAUACAAAAAACUGCUGAGCCACCUUUGGAUAAGGAAUCAGUUUCUGAGAAUCCUGCCUUGGACUUACCUUGUUCUAUAGGGAUAACUGAGGGAACUGCACAUUCAUCCAAUACCUCAGAUAUGGAUUUCACGGGUGCUUCCGGUACAAAAGAAACUACCUCGUCUAGUAUUUCCAGGCAUUAUGGCUUAUCUGACUCCAGAAAAAGAACUCGCACAGGUAGAUCUUGGCCUGCUGCAAUACCACAUUUGCGUAGAAGAAGAGGUCGUCUUCCGAGAAGAGCACUCCAAACUCAGAACUCAGAAAUUGUAAAAGAUGAUGAAGGCCAAGAAGAUUAUCAAUUUGAAGAACUCAACACAGAGAUCCUGAACAACUUAGCAGAUCAAGAGUUACAACUCAAUCAUCUAAAAAACUCCAUUACUAGUUAUUUUGGUGCUGCAGGUAGAAUAGCAUGUGGCGAAAAGUACCGAGUUUUGGCUCGUCGGGUGACACUUGAUGGAAAGGUGCAGUAUCUUGUGGAAUGGGAAGGAGCAACUGCAUCCUGACUGUAGGACUGAAUAUUAUGUUCACUGCACUCAUUAUCUGUAGGUACAGUUCAAAGCACUAAAGGAGUCUGGCUUUUGCUAUCUUUCUUAAAAAACAACAUCAUCAAAAACAAAAUAGUCACAGAUGAUACUAGCCUUAACAUGUACUUGUCAAUGUUAUGGAUAUUGUCAAAAAAAAGAUAUCUUUUAAAAAUCAGAACAGAGACUUAAUUUUUUAAAUCAUAAGAUUUGUAGAAUGUUUCUAGGGUAGGAUAUUAAAAAAUGAUUCAAAUCCAUGCAUGGUGUUAGAUAAUUUUUCUAAUUAUUCCAUUGAGUCAGUUUUUGUGCUUAGUGGUUAUCAGAGCAAACAGAUCGUGUAGAUAGCACAAGUCUUUGGAGAAACAUUGUCUGUUUUGUUAUACCAAAAUGUUGGGGAAAAAUUUAUUUCAGUAACCUUUUAGAUUUCAUAAAGUGCAGUGUAUAUAAUGCCUACCGAAAGACUGUAAAAUAUUGAAAUUUUCUUUCAAGCAAAGUGUAAAAAAUAUAUUGAGCCUGUAAAUUGCUCUGUGACUAGACUUCAUUGUCGUCUUAAUAUAUUCUUUGCAUGUGCAUAUAUAUACACAUUUGUGUAUAUAUAUGUGUGUGAUUAUGUGACCUAUGCAAUACAAAUUAUGGGAAUGGGCAGCUUUGGAGUAUAUAUCCCAUAAUUCUUUUUUCAGGAAUAGUUGCAGUAUUUACACAGCAGCAUUUCUUCUCAGGCUUUUAUUGGGUGCUGUUGCUUGCUAUGUAUGAAGAGAAAUGUGUCAAACAAGUUUAGUGUGUACUGAAGAAGGGUGUGAACAACAGUGUUCAUGGGCUUUUAGAAUGCUUUUCACUCUCAGUCCUUGUAACUCAGCUGUUCAAUAUCUAAAGCAAAUACAAAUAAUAUCAACAUUAUUUCCUACCAGAAGUAACAUUUUCAAGUUUUCAUGGCACAUUUGAUUGUAAAUGUCUCUCACUUUUAACAGUAAGUCUGUGGGAAUCGGGUGAAGAUUCCUGAAGUGUCUGUAGUAACUGUUAGUCAUGUUUGAAUAAGUGUAGUGUGAACAAAGUAUUUUAUUGCACAGGGUUAACAAACAGUAUGUUGCCAGCUGAGGCUUCUGCUGUUUUAUUACAACAUUACCUCUUGUUUUUAUAAAAUGUACCAAGAUUUAAAUUGAUAACUUUAUUUUACAUGUUUAAAAAAAAAACAGUUUCUUUUAUCACCAGUGUUAGAGUUGUCUUCUGUUUCUUUUUGUUUUGUUCUGUUUUGUUUCUUAGCCAAAGAGUAAACAGAAGAAUAUUCUUAUUUUGGUGGCUAUACAUUUUACUUUUAAAAAUGAUUCGUGGAUUUUAGACAAAGAAUUGGAGAAUUUGCUGCCAAAAUGGAAAAUAUGUAAAGUGUAGUGAUGACAAAGUGGUGAAAAUGUGGGUUAGUGCUUAUUUAUUCCAUUAAUGAUUAUUUGACUGUUUAUAAAGAAAGUUGCUUUAUUUCUUUAAACAUCUUCAAAAGAUGACUUUUUCUUAUCACAUUAUAGCCAAAAGAAGCAGAAAACUUCACUAUUCUGCAUUUGGUUCCUGGUUUACCAGGUAUAAAUGAGCUUUACAAAAGUGCAAAUCAAAAACUGUCACUUCUGUUUACCUCCACCAAAACUUGAUUUUCCCCUAGCUAUUAAUUUAAAGUUGCCUUUCUUGCAGCUGCAAUAUUUUGAAUAACACAGAGUUUGUGUUGAUUUUUGAAUGUUUGUUUAUAUCUAGGGGUAAUGGAAAAUGUAAAUCCCGUGUACACUCCACCUGUAUCAUAUUAUUUCAUUUUCCCCAAAGUCCUUUAAUUCUAACUGAACACCACCAGCAGUAUUUUUAGUAACUCUUUCUUUACCAUACUUGGAAUAUGAUUUACCAAGCUAAACUGUCUUUAGACGUAAUUGUUGUGAAUGUCUGUUUUAUUUUAUCAUGGUGGUUCACAUGGCUCUGAUGUUCAGUUUGUAUUUUUGGAAUUGCUCUACUUAGAAUUAAAACAGACCAACAUUAAAUGUGUGUAUUUUUUAAAGAGCUAAUGAGUUUUGCUUUUGUAUUUGCUUGAAAAUACACACUAGUGCAGUAGUUGACUGCUUUUAUUUAGCUAGGGAGGUGUAAGGAUUUUCUGAUUCUAUGCUGAUAGGUUUUCUUUGAGUUACUCUUUAUAAAACCUUGCUUCCUUUUCCUCUUACCCCCAUAUAAUAAUUAGUAUUUGCUAAAUGUUUAUCUUAAACGAUCUUUUAAAAAUAAGCUAUAUUUAUUCAGCUUGCACUUUAUAUUUGAAAGACAGUGUCUCUGUCUACUCUUUUUAAACAUUUAGAUUUCCUACUUGUUUCUUUUCUUAUUUAAAUAGAAAGAAUCUGGGUUCACACAAAAGAAUGUCCUUCCCCCCCUUAAAUACUUUGCUCCUAGAUUACAGAAUGAAAAGAUAUAAAAAUAAUAUAUCUUACUAACUUUAAUACCAUUUUUAUUCAAAACAAAUACAUUUUUAUAAAUACUCUGGUAGAUUAACAUAGAUUCUUGGGCCCUUAAAUGACUGAACUGGAGCAGAAUAUGAGUAAUUAGAAUUACUGUGAAUGUCUAAAUCUCCAGUUCUAAUGUAACUGAUAAAGUUAGGUUUUGCUAAGUAUAUUUUGUCAGUAAUUAGUACUCACUGAUGAAAGGUUGAAGGAUGUCCCAUCCCCAAUUUGGGGUUUUUUUUUUUGUUGUUGUUGUUGUUGUUUUUUGCAAUUAUGUUCUGGUAUUCAUUUUUCAUUUUUAUCCUGUAUAUAUUUAGAAGAUUUAUCAGUGUUGAGUAUAGAAUGCUUGUAUUAUGGG
This is a messenger RNA of Fukomys damarensis (Damara mole-rat), 4833 nucleotides long. It is a transcript of the gene Mtf2, whose product is annotated as metal response element binding transcription factor 2. Lineage: Eukaryota; Metazoa; Chordata; Mammalia; Rodentia; Bathyergidae. The coding region runs from base 220 to 2001 and encodes 593 amino acids. The transcript has 15 exons. Gene Ontology annotation, cellular component: nucleus. Gene Ontology annotation, biological process: regulation of DNA-templated transcription; chromatin organization. The record is from RefSeq and is a predicted model, not a curated record. Gene Ontology annotation, molecular function: chromatin binding; DNA binding.